CAUCCAAACAUGCUCACCAACAUUUUUCUCUACAUUUGGUGAACGAUAAUAUGCUCAUCAGAAGCAAAGCCGUAGCUAUAUUUUACUGCAAUGGCUUUGGCUUGUACAGUUUUAGAUCUCAAUAUCUGUACUCAUCAACCUCUAUCCAUACCCAUUUCUUGGUGAAAUACCUUGUUGAUUCUCUCGGAUUCUCCGAUGAAGAAGCUGCCUCUACUUCCUCCAAGGUAACUUCAUUGAAAACCUUAAAAAAUCCUCAUUUAGUCAUCAAUUUCUUGAAACAAAUCGGUUUGGACAACACCCAGAUGAAAAAAAUUGUAUCUAGAGCACCCAAAUUGCUAGUCGGUGAUGUUUCCAAAACCCUAAAUCCCAAAUUUCAAUGCCUUAUGGAUCUCGGAUUAUCCGGGUCGGACCUAGUGAAUGUAAUUGCUAGAGAUUCAAAAAUUGUUGAAAGAGGUUUAGAUACUCAUUUGAGACCUACCAUUGACUUCCUUAGGAGAACUUUGAGUAGUGAUGAAAAUGUAGUUAUGGCGUUAAAGAAAUCUCCUUGGUUGCUUACUUUUGGUGCUCAUCAUACUAUGGAGACUAAUCUAUUAUUGUUGAAAAACUGUGGUGUUCCUGAUGAGGGAAUAAAAAAACUUGUGCUUAGAAAUCCUAGGUAUUUUUCACAAAAUCCUGAGUGGAUUAAGGGUGUCUUGCAUAGGGUGGAGAACGAUUUUCGAGUUCCACUUGACUCUUCUAUGUUUCCUUAUGGAUUUCAUACAUUAGCCUCGCAAAAGAAGUGUACCUUGGAUAGGAAAAUUGGAAUUUUCAAGAGUUUUGGAUGGACUGAUAAUGAGAUAAUUGAGAUGUUUAGGAAGUUUCCUUAUUGUAUUGCCCAGUGAGAGGUCAAAAUUCAGAAAGCAUUGAAUCUUUACAUUAAUGAGCUUGGUCAUGAACCUGCUUACUUGGCUUCUCAGCCUUCAGUUUUGAUCUAUAGUCUGGAAAAAAGGGUGGUACCUCGGAUGCAAGUCUUGAAAAUUUUGGACAAAAAGAAGCUUGAGAGGAGAAAGUUGGCUCUUUAUACAGUUGUGAGCUUAUCAGAGACAAAGUUCAUAGAUUAUUUUGUGCUGCCCUACAAGGAUCAGAUACCUGAUUUGUAUGAAUCACAUAAGAAAACUAUGGCUCCCUAGACGUUUUAGUUUAACUUUUUUAACAUCAUAUUUUGUAGUCCGGUACAUUUUUGCGUUUCUUUUUUCCAGUUUGUAUUCUGAAAAAUACAGUUGGUGUCAUUUCUAUCCUUAUAAAGGAAAAAUGUCAUUGGAGUGUUUUUGCUGUUUCGAACUUAAUUUGCUUUGUAGUGAUGUACAUUGUUUCCAGAGAAAGGCAUCAAUCAUUUAAUCUAGUA
Molecule: messenger RNA, 1384 nt
Organism: Solanum dulcamara
Lineage: Eukaryota; Viridiplantae; Streptophyta; Magnoliopsida; Solanales; Solanaceae
Product: transcription termination factor MTERF5, chloroplastic-like
Exons: 1
Coding region: 51-881 (276 amino acids)
Biological process (GO): regulation of DNA-templated transcription; chloroplast organization
Cellular component (GO): chloroplast
Molecular function (GO): double-stranded DNA binding
Source: RefSeq, a predicted model, not a curated record